Molecule: messenger RNA, 525 nt
Organism: Brassica napus (rape)
Lineage: Eukaryota; Viridiplantae; Streptophyta; Magnoliopsida; Brassicales; Brassicaceae
Exons: 2
Coding region: 1-525 (174 amino acids)
Source: RefSeq, a predicted model, not a curated record
AUGAGACCUCUUGCGCAGCAGUUUGUCAGUCUGGAAAUUCAUAAUGGACAAACUGUGCGGUUCUGGACAGACUUAUGGCAUCCGUUGGGUAUAUUGAUCACGGUUGCAGGUGAGAUUGGCACUCAGAAGCUUGGUAUAGCGAGAUCAGCUUUUGUUUGCAAAGUGUGGAACGAUGGUGGGUGGGUUUUUCGUCGAAGUUGUGAUAGAAAAAUGGGAAACCUUGUCCAAGCUGUUGAAACUCAUAAGCUAGCUGACGAUUGCAUAAGUCCUGAUGUUGUUCUUUGGAAGAGGAGUGCGACUGAGUUUGGUAAACAUUUCUCUAUUGCUGAGAUAUGGAAGCAAACACGUCUGGACAAUCCAAUUAUGUCAUGGAGUAAAGUAGUUUGGUUUCCAUUAGGAGUUCCGCGAUUUUGCUUUUAUUACAUGGCUUGCAAUAAGGAACAUGCUAUCUACGGGGAGCGUAUGCGUGGUUGGGGUCAGGUUCAAGAUAGAGGUGAUAGGUACGCUCUUGUGUCGGCCUCCUGA